CGCAGAUUUCAGAGACCGAAACCCCUCGAUUUGUCCAUUUGUCCAAGUUCUCGUGUCCCUGCCAUGGGCGUGGCCGGCCUCAAGCUUGCGUCAUGGUUCCUUUGCACCGUGAUGGUUGAUGCGUUCAAACUCUUGGACGUGGGACCGCCCCGAACAGGGACGCAGACCAUGCACGAAGUCAUGAAGAUACUGGGUUUGAAGCCGUUGCACACUGGGUAUGAGGCAGAAUCGGUGCGUCCUGCAUUGUGUGGGUAUCUCUUUGGAAAUGGUUCCUUGGAUGAUGCUUUGGCGGUCUUUGGUGGUUAUGAUGCCGCCAUGGAUGAACCGGUGAUGCUAAUGUACGAGGAGAUAAUGGCAGCAUUUCCUGAAGCAAAGUUUCUGCUCACCAUCUCUGAUGCAGAGAGAUGGUUCGAAAACUAUGUGGAACUUUCAAGGGAGCUCAGAGCUACUGGUACUAUUUCGUCAAAGGCAUUUUUCACAGUCUGCCUAGAAACUGCUCACAAAUGCAAUCCUGGGGCUGCAAUUUUGCCAAUCUCAGUCCAGAAGACAAGGACACUUGCUUGA
Messenger RNA from Cladocopium goreaui, 564 nucleotides. The record is from the annotation of a GenBank genome assembly. NCBI's taxonomy places the organism in Eukaryota, Dinophyceae, Suessiales, Symbiodiniaceae.